AUGGAGAAGGGAGAAGAAGAGGUUGAAGCUGAGGAAGCAGGCAUCAGCGAUCAAUCAGUUAAUGAAUCAGUCACCACUACAACGUCUCUCUUCCCAAACCCAGAAACUCAGUUUCUCAAUCGAUCGAUUCGUUCGCCGCCAAUGGGAAGGAAGGAAGGAAAAUAUCCACCCAUUCAUCGCACUGAUCCAAAAAAGGGGAAAAUUAGGAAAGCAGACCCUGAGCACGAACUCUUUUUUUUUUUAUUACUUUCUUUUUGGGAGAUGACAAGGGAGAAGGGAACAAGGUCUGACCCUGAAUGUAUUUGGGGGUUUCGCAACUCUCGCUCGCUCGGUCGCUCGGUCGUCACAGCCAUGUCUUGGUCUUGAACUUCUUCCCGAACUGGGGGGGGAGGAAAUACCCAACCGAACGCUCCGGCCGUGGGGUUUGUGGGAUAAAUGGAUGGGAAUGAUCUCUUUUCCCUCUUUGCAAUUCGGAAAAGCAUGACUUGAUCCGAAAUGGUGUUUGUCUGUCUAACAAAAGGCAGAAUAAGAUUAUUCGAAAAGUGUAGGAAUGGAUAGAUAGGAGAGGGGAAGCACAAGUACCGGUGUUCGAGAUACUCGCGCUGUCAAGAAGAAAUCAGCCAAAGCGGUCAGGAAAAGCACGAUCCAGUCCAGUACAUGCAGCAAAAAGUAAAAAAUAAAAAAAAGGAAAUAACCGAAGGGAAACAAAAGCAAAUCCCAAACCGAGCAGGCAACAAAAGCAGGAACGCAGGCAAGCAGGAACACUCACUCGCCCCAGGGCCACAGACGAAUUGCCGUGCCUGUUCCCAUCUAGUUCCUGUCUCGGCGAAGGCAAGGGUCGGGGCGCUAAGACACUCAUCCCAUCCCACUCCACCGUCCAAAACGCAGGAACGGAGGAAGACUUGAUCAAGAUAGGAACAGACGAAUAUUCCACAAGCAACCCCCCCGG
This is a messenger RNA of Tuber melanosporum (Perigord truffle), 949 nucleotides long. RefSeq lists its product as uncharacterized. The coding region runs from base 1 to 366 and encodes 121 amino acids. Lineage: Eukaryota; Fungi; Ascomycota; Pezizomycetes; Pezizales; Tuberaceae. The record is from RefSeq and is a predicted model, not a curated record. The transcript has a single exon.